Messenger RNA from Entrophospora sp. SA101, 387 nucleotides. The record is from the annotation of a GenBank genome assembly. NCBI's taxonomy places the organism in Eukaryota, Fungi, Glomeromycota, Glomeromycetes, Entrophosporales, Entrophosporaceae.
AUGUUCAACAUACAAAGUUAUCAAUUUAUGAAUGAAACACAUGAAACAUUAAAAUUUAAAAUUAAAGAACAGGAUGAAACAACUCGAUUAUUAAAAACUCAAGAUGUUGAUAAAACUUUAAUUGAUACAGAACUGGAAUCAAAUAUUAUUUCAAUUGUUAAAAAACAUGGUGCAGUUACAAUAGACACUCCAGUUUUUGAGCCAAAAGAAAUUUUAUCUGGUAAAUAUAGUGAAGAUGGUAAAUUGAUAUUUGAUUUAAAAGAUCAAGGCGAAGAACUUUGUUCGUUACAGCCACAAUAUCAAAAUUUUAAAAGAUAUCAAAUUGCUAAAGUUUAUCGUAGAGACCAACCUGCUAUGACCAAAUGUCAUAUGCGUGAAUUUUAUUAG